This is a messenger RNA of Acanthoscelides obtectus, 195 nucleotides long. The record is from the annotation of a GenBank genome assembly. NCBI's taxonomy places the organism in Eukaryota, Metazoa, Arthropoda, Insecta, Coleoptera, Chrysomelidae.
AUGGCUGUCUCACAACAGCUAAUUCACGAAGCUGCAGAAAAAGGAUACAAUAUUGAACUGGCUUGGAUCUCAGGACACUCAAACAUUAGAGGAAAUGAAACGGCAGACACUCUAGCUAACUUAGGAAGACAACUUGGAAUCCCACAAGAUACGAAACUUACUAUAGCCGAUAUACUAAGGCCAAAACAAAAAUAA